Messenger RNA from Capsaspora owczarzaki ATCC 30864, 1273 nucleotides. Its product is annotated as calcium/calmodulin-dependent protein kinase I. The transcript is spliced from 5 exons. The record is from RefSeq and is a predicted model, not a curated record. Lineage: Eukaryota; Filasterea; Ministeriida; Capsasporidae. Gene Ontology annotation, molecular function: ATP binding; protein kinase activity. The coding region runs from base 26 to 988 and encodes 320 amino acids. Gene Ontology annotation, biological process: protein phosphorylation.
UUCAUUCUUUUCGAGUUGGCCCAGAAUGACGUCCUUCUAUAAGAAUCCCGACCUGGAUGAGUUCAUCCGGCAAAAGUACACACUCAAGCAGCUGCUUGGCGAAGGCGCCUUCUCGGAGGUCGUGCUGGGCGUCGACAACGUCACACACGCGAGCAUUGCGCUCAAGAUCAUUGACAAGCGAAACUGCACCAAGCAGCAAUCGCUCGAGACGGAGGUCGCCAUCCUGAAGACGGCCAAGCACUCGAAUGUCAUUCAGUUGCUGGACGUCUUUGAGUCACCGCGAUACCUCUACCUUGCAAUGGAGCUCGUCACCGGUGGAGAGUUGUUUGACCGCAUUCUCGAGAAGGGAUACUACACUGAGCGCGACGCCGCCAAGCUCGUCAAGGACAUUCUGAGCGCCGUUCAAUACCUGCACAGCGCCGGCAUUGUGCACCGCGAUCUCAAGCCGGAAAACCUGCUCUUCUUUAGCAAGGACGAAGACUCCAAGAUUAUGAUUACCGACUUUGGUCUUUCGCGCAUCCGCAAGGAGGCCGACGAAUCCUUGGUCAUGGAAACUACUUGCGGAACUCCUGGCUAUGUUGCCCCCGAAGUCUUGACUCGCAAGCCUUACGACAAGGCAGUUGACAUGUGGGCGGUUGGCGUCAUUACCUUCAUCCUACUAUCCGGCUACCCGCCGUUUUACGCUGAAAACAAUGCCGAAUUGUUCAAGCAGAUCAUGCGGGCAGAGUUUUCGUUCGACCCGAACUACUGGAGCGACAUUUCAGAAAGCGCCAAGGACUUUAUCCGACACCUGUUGACGAUUGAUCCCGAGCAGCGCUUUACUGCGGAUCAGGCGCUUGAGCACCCCUGGAUAGCCUCGGAUGCUGCCUCUGACAAGAACAUUCACUCGUCUGUUAGCACGCAGCUCAAGAAGAACUUCAAGAGCAAGUGGAAGAAAACUAUCAAUACAAUCCUGGCGAUCGAGCGCAUGCGCAAGCUCCAUCUCUGAGCAAACAUGCCAUUUCGAUGAAUUCACUGUGCCUUUGUGCCUUGGUUGCGUCUCGUGAGCUCUGGCGCCUUUGCAAGAGGUUGUCUGCUUCUGCAGGAGGAAUGCAAAGGGGAGGUGAGGGGUUCUUUUGCACUCGUACCCCCUGGGUAUCAUUUUUUUUUUUCGUUCUUGUUUUCCAUUGUGUGCAUUAUUUUUUUUUUUUUUUUGUCUGUGCGCAUGCGUUUUGUUCUUUUGUUGUUCUUGUACUUUCUUUUCGAGAAUUUGUACAUGAUUAUCCACCAUUCC